GCGGACGAGACUCGACAAAUAUGAACAUGCUAAAACAUGCUCACCGUCCCGCGGUGGUUAUUGAGGUAAUUCCCUGCCUUUUGUCGCCAUUGUGAGCGUCCGAAACAUCACUAUGGCAUCUUCGAGGUGCGUUCAGGACCUUGCCACAGAGAAAGACAGACUCCUCUCCUCCAUGGCCGGUUAUGGGUCCCAGGACCUUCUUGGGGCUGAACUUGUGGUCCCUGACCUUCAUCAGCAACAAGAAGAAGAAGAGGAAGAGUCCCUGCGGAGGAAGCUCAAGUAUUUCUUUAUGAGCCCCUGCGACAAGUACCACGCCAAGGGACGCAAGCCAUUCAAGCUGGGCCUGCAGCUGCUCAAAAUCAUCAUUGUUACCGUGCAGCUGGUGCUGUUUGGGCUGAGCAACCAGAUGGUUGUGACGUUUAAAGAGGAAAACACAGCGGCGUUCAAACAUCUCUUUCUGAAGGGUUACCAAGACGACACCCCUCAAGCUGUCCACACGCAACAAGAACUGUACAGCCACAUCAACUUUGCCAUUGAGCAGUACCUAGCACUCCCCCAGAUCUCGCUGGGACAGUACGCCUACGUACAAGGGGUCGGCAUAAAUGGAAGUACGCUGUCACUGUGCCAGAGGUACUACAGGAGCGCCACCAUCAUGCCUGCCAAUGACACCUUCGACAUCGAUCCGCAUAUUGUCACUGACUGCAUCGGACUCAACCCGACGACUUACGGUUCCCCUCGUGACUACAGGAACUUCACUCUUAACUUUUACAAGCUGAUCAACGUGACUGUUGAAUUCCAUCUGAAGGCCAUCAACGUUCAGACCAUCAUCAACAAUGAGAUCCCUGACUGCUACACCUUUGCUAUCACGAUCCUCAUGGACAACAGAGCUCACAGCGGAAAAAUUAAGGUCAGUUUAGAAAACGAGGCCUCCAUAAAGGAAUGUACAGACCCCAACGUGUCUGGACAUGCGGAGACCUAUGCCCGGGAGUUCUUCGACGUGUUGGUCGCCUUCGUUUGUCUGCUUUCUCUUCUGCUGUGUGGACGCUCCAUCCUCAGAGGUGUCCUCCUGCAACAUGAAUACGCACAGUUUUUUCAGAGCAGAUUGGGCCGUGGUGUGAGCUGGGGCGACAGGUUGGAAUUCAUCAACGGCUGGUACAUGCUGCUCAUUGUAAGCGACAUGUUUACCAUCAUUGGCAGCUUCAUCAAGAUUGGGAUUGAGUCCAAGAAUUUAUCAUCGUAUGAUGUAUGUGGAAUCCUGCUGGGAACGUCCACUCUCUUGGUGUGGGUGGGAGUCAUCCGUUAUUUCAGCUUCUUUCAGAAAUACAACAUCUUGAUUGUGACACUCAGAGCUGCAUUUCCCAAUGUCAUCCGCUUCUGCUGCUGUGCGGCUGCCAUAUAUUUGGGAUACUGCUUCUGCGGAUGGAUUGUACUGGGGCCGUAUCAUACCAAGUUCCGGUCCCUGUCCAAGGUGUCAGAGUGCCUCUUUUCUCUGAUCAACGGAGACGACAUGUUUGUCACGUUCGCUGAGAUGGAGCAGAGCGGCACGCUGGUUUGGAUCUUCAGCCAGGUCUACCUUUACACCUUCAUCUCCCUCUUCAUCUACAUGGUGCUGUCACUCUUCAUCGCACUCAUCACCGGAGCCUACGACACCAUUAUGGCCCAAACGCAGGAGCAGGUACGCGUCACAGACCUUCACGCGUUUAUCGCAGAGUGCACAGACACACCCAGCUCUGGGAAGUUCCGCAGUCCCGAGGGGUCUUCGUGCUCCUUCCUCUGCUGUUGUGAGUGGUGAGGGAGAGGGGCCGGUGGACGUCGGAUUGGAGUCCCAGCAGGGAGGAUGAAGGGAGGACGGCGAUGCCUGUGCAGAGAACCGGCUGACCUUGAACCACUCUGUCCUCUGCCUCUCUGUAUUUGAAUUUUGCAUUCCUAACCAUGCUGUUACGGUAGCGUAUUCUGCACAAGCCAAAUGACCUUUUUGGCUUUCGUUGUACUGAAUGAAUCAUGAACUGGUGUGAAAUUUGUUAAGUCUGGACAUGUAAUGCCAGUAAUUACAUUUCUUGCUGUACAGGUAGAUGCCAGUCACAGCAACAGGUAUACUCCAGUCACAAUAACGUACUUGAACUCACCAUAAUGUAAAGAAUUUUAUUAGCAUUUAAGUGUACUGUAGGUCUCAAGGAUUUUUUUUUUUUUGUGCCUCUUGAUGACGUCAGUGUUUUCUAUAUGUUCCUUGCAAAGUAGAAUAGACGCCACAAUAGCUACCGCUAACUGGUAUAUACAGUAUAUGUAUGCAUGCAUUACCUUCUGCUACAUUUACAGUCAAGGCUGUUCCUCCAUUCGCUGUUCGACGCUUCCUCCCUUUGUUCUUGUCCUCCCUCAGCUGAAAGGAUUUGACGGCUGGACGCGGAAGGACGAGCCCUGCAGCCAACCAGUUAGUCAUCAAUAUGUAUGAACUGUAAAGAUGCCGCACACCGAUGCACUGAGCGAUGAAGCAUUUCUUGCUAUUUGCUUUUAAAGUGCUGCUAGGGCUGUGAAAUUUCCGGUAGGAAUUUUUUUUUUUUUUUUUAUCUUUAAUUUUUGCCAAAGUCGACCAUUUUCUCUUAAAUAUGUAGAGUAGGUCGAUUAAUGUCAUAUUCUACGUGUCAAGAGUGGGACAAUGUCAGUAGACUGACAUUGAGGCCCUUUUGAGAAAGGGUAAUUGCUCGUUUAUUUUAUCUGAUGUACAGCAAAUGCACAAAUCAAACCAUUUUAAAGGGGACAAUUGGUCAGAAGGGGACUUAAUGAAAUGCUAAUGUCAUUCCAGUUUGCUGUGUGAAGGGCACUUUUCAGUGGAUAAAAUUAGUCUCCACUUAAAAGGUAAAAGGGAAUUUAAUUAUGACUACUUCUCUGGCUUGUGUGUAUAAUUCUUUUAGAAUCGCGUCUCUCCUGAGCUUUUAAUAUUUAUGUUCACCCGUUUGCACUUUCAGGAGACUUCUUUACAGCCUCACUUGAUUGAAACACCUCACAUUAGUGCUAAAUAGCACACUGGGGUGCAUGGUUGUUCAGUAAGUAAUGCAUGGGUUCCGACACGUCUGGGUACUUGAACUUAAUGCUGACUGUGUUAACGCCUCUUUUAGUUUGUCAGCCUUUGUACAUGUUUUUACUUAUGAUACUGAAAUAUUCUUGAAUAUACUCCUAUAAAGAUGCUGCCUCGUACACGGUGGCAAAAUAAACUUGGAAGACACAAAAAAGGUGUUGAGAAAAAACAAGGCCGGUGUCAAGGUCUUGUGUGUGAGUGUGGACAUGUGCACGUAGGGGUGGACUCACUUUUGUUGCCAGCAGUUAGGACAUUAACUCAUUCAAUCUAAGCCAUUUUUCAAAGGACAACCUCUUCAGUACAAUUUUUGGCUGAUUUUUCAAGGCACACAGAAUAUUGUGGUCUAUGGCUACAUAAACAUGGAACCUACCAAAAGAAAGAUUGCACUCAUCUUUCAUCGGAAGAAAAACUUUGUUUAGCCGUUUUUUUGGUCUUUAGUAAACAGCUUUGGAACAUAGGUAAGUUUCAGGAAAAUAUCAGUUCCCGACUAAAAAAGUGAGAAAAACAGCUUUUUGUGACGAUAGAUUUCAAGCAUAACUUUCACUUUGACAAAUAUUUUUUUGCUUUUGUGACGGCUCAAAUAUGUAAACUAUACGUAACGUAAUUAACACAAAAAAAGGUUGUUUUACAUCAAAUAAAAGUUUAUUUACAAAUGUAACACCAUGAACUAUUUACAUUUUUCACAUUUGGAACUAAACUGUGUGUGCGUGUGCAUGUGUUAAAAUUUUCCCGACAAUGCCUGACCUGCACGCUACACUCCAUGUUCUUCCACUUCCUCCUUGCUGUCGAGUGUGUUUUUUACAUUCAAAUGAUCCCUGCCGAGCUCUUAUCAAAUGCACUUCUGCCACCUUGUGGCCGUUUUUAUGGCUAAUGACUGCUCUAAAAGUGACAUCUAUUAGUGUGCAGUUGUGGCAUCACCUCUUUUUGCUUCUCACGCAAAAAAAAACUUGAAAGACGUUUGGGUUUAUAAAAAUGUAUACAUCUUUGAUAUUGAAUGAGUUAAUGCCUGUGUGUUGAGUUAAUUUGAGGAGGACAGUAAAUGUACAGUUAUACAAGCUGUACACUGACUACUUUACAUUGUGUGAAAGUGCUGCUGCUUUAGUGUUGUCCCAUGAAAAGAUAUAAAAUAUUUGAAGAAAUGUGAGGGGUGGACUUCUUUUGUGAGCUAUUCUAUGUGCCCUGCGACUGUCCGG
Molecule: messenger RNA, 4266 nt
Organism: Dunckerocampus dactyliophorus (ringed pipefish)
Lineage: Eukaryota; Metazoa; Chordata; Actinopteri; Syngnathiformes; Syngnathidae
Product: mucolipin-1-like
Exons: 14
Coding region: 113-1792 (559 amino acids)
Cellular component (GO): lysosomal membrane; plasma membrane
Molecular function (GO): NAADP-sensitive calcium-release channel activity
Source: RefSeq, a predicted model, not a curated record